UGGGAAAUUGCACAAAGCAAGGGCAAAUAUAAAUUAAAUAUGUAAGUAUAUCACAAAUUAUGGUUAACUUUCUUUUUAUUUUAAACAAACUAAAUUUUUCUUGCACACAACGCUCACGACGACGACGUUAGCAGCGACGCUGGCGCGGAUUUAAUAGACCCGAUUGGCUAGCGCUCGACGAUUAUUUGUAACAAAAAUUGUAAAAUCAUUUACAAAUUAUGCCAAAUCAACACGGCGCGCACGCACACAAAGACACAAAGCCAGCCAGCGAAGCAGACAGAGACACAGCGCGUGUAUUGUAUUGUGGAUGACAGUUGUAGUUGUAGCAAAACCUAACGUGGAUUUGAUCCUCCAAACUCGAUGUGAAGUCUCCAAGGUUCAACGCACGAAUGAAACGGCAAAGCAAAACGCAAAUCAGUCGAGUAAAAAUGAAAUUGGUUCUAAAGCAAUUUGUUCGAAAACGCAUUAGCUGCAACUUCCUAUAUAAAUGGCCUUAUAAAAUUGUUCAAUUAUGUCACUGCCGCUAAUAACAGACUAUGACAUACAGGAGAAACUUGGAGUGGGCAGCUAUGCAUCCGUCUACAAGGCGCGUCAUAAAAAGCAGAACACUUAUCAUGCCAUCAAGUAUGUGGAAAUGUCCACGUUAUCCCAAAGCUCGCGCGAUAAUUUAAUAACGGAAAUUCGACUGCUGCGUGACCUCAAACAUAAAUACAUCGUGACGCUUCAGGACUUCUUCUGGGAUGACAAGAACAUUUACAUUGUACUGGAGUAUUGUAAUGCAGGAAAUUUAUCUGCCUUCAUACGCACCAAAAAGGCGCUGCCGGAGUCGACAUGUCGAUACUUUCUACGACAGUUGGCAGCUGCGGUUCAGUAUAUGCGAGCCAAUGACGUCUCACACUUUGAUCUGAAGCCACAGAACUUACUGCUAACGCGCAGCGCCAAUAAUGUCUAUCUGAAGGUGGCAGACUUUGGAUUUGCGCAACACCUUAAACUGGGCGAGCUCAAUCAACAGCUGAAGGGCUCGCCGCUGUACAUGGCGCCAGAGAUUGUGCGUAAGCAUCAGUACGAUGCCAAGGCGGAUCUGUGGAGUGUUGGCGUCAUUCUAUAUGAAUGCCUGUUCGGAAAGGCGCCCUAUAGCUCGCGCACCAUUGAGGAACUGUUGCUGCGCAUCCGGAAGGCCGAGCCCAUUGUGCUGCCACCAAAUGCGCGAAUCAGUAACGAAUGCCACGAUUUGUUGCGUCGUCUUCUGGCUCACGAGCCAGCGCAGCGCAUUUCGUUUGCGGAUUUCUUUGCACAUCCGUUUUUAGAUCUCAAAACUUUUCCCUCGGAACAAACGCUGAAGAAGGCAAUUGACCUAGUCACCCAGGCGGUGGGACACGAUGAGAAGCGGAACUAUAAGGAGGCCUACUACUUGUAUUGCAGCGCAUUGCAAUACUUUGUGCCGCUGAUAACCGAGGAAUCGGAUGCCAGCCGGCGCCAAGAGCUGCGUAAUCGAGCUCUAACCUACAUGAAACGCGCCGAGGAGAUAAAGAAUGUUAUAAUCGAGGAUGAGUACAAACUAUUGGCCCAAAGACAACAGAAAGCAUUUGAAAAGAGCGUCGCUGCCACAACUGCUGAAGCUGCCAAUCAUCAGACCCAGCCCAGCACAUCGCGCAUGAUGGAAAUGCUUGAGCCGGAUGCGCGCUAUAAGCAGCUUUUUGCUCUAUCCAAUUCGAGUCCCUCUUUGAAGACGGGCCUGGAAAUCGGACGGCAGGGCGAACUGUAUUUGUACGAGCGCAAACUGGACGCCGCCUUGGAGUCAUAUACCUCUGCCCUGGGCAUUCUGGUGCCGUUUGUGAACAACGAGCCGAAAGGUGAGCGGCGCAAUCUGCUGCUGCAACAGUUGGAGUUCUGGAUCAAGGAGGCUGAGAGCAUUAAAAGUAUAUUGAGCGCGAAGCACCUGGACGACGAGGAGCAAAAGAUGUCCACGGAGCAUUGCCACACUUUCUUCCGGACUUCAAGCCACACGUUUAUUUAUUCUUAUGCAUUGUGAUUACCUUAAUUAAAAUGGUUUAGUCAAUGACUCGCGUCUAGCAUAAAGUAAAAUUAAAG
This is a messenger RNA of Drosophila hydei, 2091 nucleotides long. RefSeq names its product serine/threonine-protein kinase ULK3 (gene Aduk). Lineage: Eukaryota; Metazoa; Arthropoda; Insecta; Diptera; Drosophilidae. Gene Ontology annotation, molecular function: protein serine/threonine kinase activity; ATP binding. The transcript is spliced from 8 exons. Bases 512 to 2032 code for a protein of 506 amino acids. The record is from RefSeq and is a predicted model, not a curated record. Gene Ontology annotation, cellular component: autophagosome; cytoplasm. Gene Ontology annotation, biological process: autophagosome organization; protein autophosphorylation; peptidyl-serine phosphorylation.